UUUCUUUAUUUGGAGUAUCCUCCUGUAUUGACCCUUCUCCUCUCUAGUCCCGUGUGACCCCAGCCAAAUGCGAAUUUCUCUGCGUUUGAUGAUGGCUGCCGUAAAAGCCUACGACUAUGUUGUGAUCGGCGGAGGAUCUGGAGGAAUCGCCAGCGCUAGAAGAGCGGCAGAGUUCGGUGUGAAAGCUGUCGUUAUCGAGCAUGCUCGGCUCGGUGGUACUUGUGUCAAUGUUGGCUGUGUUCCGAAAAAGAUUAUGUUCAAUGCAGCUAUGUGCGCUGAGACACUGCCAUAUUACAAGGACUACGGUUUUGAUGUUACUUUAAACAAGUUCACAUGGAAGAAUAUCAAGGAGAAGAGGGAUGCACAUGUUAGCAAACUUAAUACAAUCUAUGAAAACAACCUAGGCAAGGCCCAUGUAGAUUUUGUUGCUGGUCAUGCCCAGUUUACCCCUGAUGGAAACGUAAAAGUAGGUGAUCAGCUGUUCUCUGGGAAACACAUUCUGAUUGCUACAGGUGGAGUACCAUCACUGCCUUCAAUACCAGGUUUUGAACAUGGUAUAACAAGUGAUGGCUUCUUUGAGCUGGAGGAUCUACCAAAAAAAGUGGCAGUUGUUGGUGCUGGCUAUAUCGCUGUAGAGUUGGCUGGUAUUCUCAAUGCUCUUGGAUCUAGAGUUUCUCUUCUCAUCAGAUAUAACAAUGUGAUAAGGAAUUUUGAUUCAAUGUUAAGUGGAAUGCUCACAGAAGAAAUCAAAGAUUCUGGAAUUGAUCUCUGUACUAAUACAACUGUAAGUAUACACCUCUUGUGUGUUGAUUUUGACAUUGUCGACCACUUAUUUUUACACACAUCUUGUCUGCAGACUGAACAAGUCUCAAAAGACAGCAAUACUGGGCUUCUAACUCUUCACACCCUUAAAAACAAGACAGAGAAAGUUGAUUUAUCUGGGUAUGAUUGUCUACUUUGGGCCAUGGGGCGUAACCCCAACACCAACAAUCUAGGCCUCGAGCAUAUGGGCAUUGAGAUGGACAAAGGAGGACAUAUUAUUGUAGAUGAGUUUCAAAACACUACUAGGCCAAAUGUAUAUGCUCUUGGUGAUGUAUGUGGCAAAGCCCUUCUCACUCCAGUUGCCAUAUCAGCAGGCCGUAAGCUGGCUCAUCGACUCUUUGAUGGUCAGACCAACCUUAGGCUUGACUAUGACAACAUACCCACUGUGGUAUUCAGUCAUCCUACUAUCGGCACUAUUGGUCUUACUGAAGAACAAGCAGCUCAGCAGUAUGGUAAAGACAAAUUAAAGAUCUACAAGUCUACCUUUGUGAACAUGUACUACGCAGUGACUGACAAAAAACAUAAGACUCACAUGAAGCUGAUCACACUUCUUCCCGAGGAAAAGGUUAUUGGUCUGCACAUUCUCGGCCUAGGAGCAGAUGAAAUGCUUCAGGGUUUUGCAGUGGCCAUAAAGAUGGGAGCAACCAAGGCUGACUUUGAUAAUGCUGUAGCCAUCCAUCCCACUUCUUCUGAAGAACUUGUGACCAUGCGCUGAUUUUAAUCUAUAUGUUUCCUCAUGCACAUCAAAGCUCUUUUCAACUUCUCCAGCACUGAUGUAGAUUCUCUGCAAGCCUCUAAUGAUUUGUCUUUGAAAGAAUCCUGAGCUGUGAAUAUCUCUAUCACAAAAGGCUGUGCCCCUCCUAGCCAUGCCCUGUGCCCCUCCUGGCCACGCCCUAGCUACCCUUCACACUCUGUGUAUAAAGGUCCACACAUUAUGUAAAUAGUAUGCAACUCUGCAAUUAUAAUAGCCAUCCCUUUUCUGGUGAAAAAAUAUUAUUCAAUUGAUUUAAUGUAAUUAUAGAUUUUUGUAAUUUCAAAUAAAUUUGUAUUAAAAAAACAUAUCUCUCUCAAAAUUAUUUACACUUAAAGUAACAAUUCUUGAAAACCUUCUUUCAUACAGUACAUGUAUGAUUUAGGUGUUUUUUUGAAAACCUUACUCCAGCAAGGAAAAGUAAUUGGAAGACCGUGCUUAGUAAUGUUUGGCUUGGGUAAGCAGUCGUUUCUAAGCUUAAGCAAAUUGCAAAA
This is a messenger RNA of Nematostella vectensis (starlet sea anemone), 2067 nucleotides long. RefSeq names its product glutathione reductase, mitochondrial. NCBI's taxonomy places the organism in Eukaryota, Metazoa, Cnidaria, Anthozoa, Actiniaria, Edwardsiidae. The record is from RefSeq and is a predicted model, not a curated record. Bases 68 to 1537 code for a protein of 489 amino acids. Gene Ontology annotation, molecular function: NADP binding; flavin adenine dinucleotide binding; glutathione-disulfide reductase (NADPH) activity. The transcript has 13 exons. Gene Ontology annotation, cellular component: mitochondrion; cytosol. Gene Ontology annotation, biological process: cellular response to oxidative stress; glutathione metabolic process; cell redox homeostasis.